Aspergillus candidus is the source of this 486-nucleotide messenger RNA. RefSeq lists its product as uncharacterized. Bases 21 to 260 code for a protein of 79 amino acids. The record is from RefSeq and is a predicted model, not a curated record. Lineage: Eukaryota; Fungi; Ascomycota; Eurotiomycetes; Eurotiales; Aspergillaceae. The transcript has a single exon.
GCAGAAACUCGAAGAAUUUGAUGGGUCUGUGUAUCCCCAGAAAGAUUAUAGUAAAGGCACCACUGCCGUUCUCGAUCAGAUUUCGGAAGCUAUCUAUUGCCAUUCCGCAUAUAUUUCUUGACUGGGCCUUGGAUUUACGACCGGGUGAAAAUGGAAGACGGUUGCCUAGAAUUAAACGAGAAAGCUCGUUGGAAACGUUCUGGAAGGUUUUUCGGCUGGUCUUCGAAAGAGCAACCUCAGAAAAGAUCGAAAGCAGAUGAAUUGACAGAUGCGCCGGGUAGGGAACGAAGUCACCCCUCAGCCUCCAGUGUUUCCUCCACUAUGUCAUGUAUAGUUCUGAUUGAUGUCACAGGUGGUCCGCAAGUUAGCUCGCAAACAUAAACCGUUUUGGAAAGACCGCGAAAGGUCCACUAUGGAAUCUUGGGUUAAUGAUUACUAACGAACAAACUACUCGAGAUAUCUAGAGACAACGUUUGCUGCUUUGCC